AUGUCCCAAACGAAAUUGACGUCUCUUCAAGGCCGCGUUGCCAUCGUGACUGGUGCAGGAGGCGGCCUCGGCAGGGAGUAUGCUCUUCUGCUCGCGUCGUAUGGCGCAAAAGUAGUCGUCAAUGACUAUGGGGGCUCUCUCAGUGGCCAACGUGGCACUAUAUCCCGUGCGCAAACCGUCGUUGAUGAGAUCAAAGCAAAGGGUGGAGAGGCCAUCGCAGAUGGCCAUGAUAUCUCUGUCCAGAGCGAAGUCCAAGAGCUUGUGCAGGAUACGCUAGCGGCAUACGGAACUAUUCACAUCCUUGUCAACAAUGCAGGCACUGCUGGUGAAGCUAGCUCACAUGACAAUGUGAACGUCCAAUCCUUCCGCCGGACGUGGGAGAUCGCUGCGCUGGGUACAGUUAUGCUCAUUGGUGCAGUUUAUCCUACCAUGGAGAAUCAAGGGUAUGGGAGGAUAGUCAAUACUUCGUCUGACAGUCUCAUCGGCAUGGGAGCGGGUGGUGAUGGUGGUUAUGUGUCAAGCAAAGGCGCAACCUUUGGUUUGACCCGCGAUCUUGGGCGCAUGAGUCCCAAGCAUGGUAUCAAGAUCAACGGCGUUCUCCCCUCAGCAGCAUCCCGCAUGUCGGACUUGUCGCCUGUUAUCAAGAGGAUUACGAGAGAGUAUUUCCACACGCAUCUCGUGGCGGAUUUUGUGGUGGCGUUGUGCAGCGCGGAGUGUCCGGUAUCUGGAGAGCUGUUUAGUGUUGGUGGUGGGAGAGCCGCGAGAACGACGUUGGCUACGGUGCCUGGGCAUUCUCGCGCGACGGGUCCGGAAGAUUAUUUGGCUCAUUUCGAUAAGGUUAUCGGUACUACGGAUGAGCUGUUUGUUCCCAAGGAUACGUUGGAUUUAGUGUCUUAUGCGAUAAAGCAAGCAACAGGGACUGAUGUAGGAGUGAUAACCUUAGACUAG
Fusarium fujikuroi IMI 58289 is the source of this 948-nucleotide messenger RNA. Its product is annotated as FOX-2 multifunctional beta-oxidation protein. Lineage: Eukaryota; Fungi; Ascomycota; Sordariomycetes; Hypocreales; Nectriaceae. Gene Ontology annotation, molecular function: oxidoreductase activity. The transcript is spliced from 2 exons. Bases 1 to 948 code for a protein of 315 amino acids. The record is from RefSeq and is a predicted model, not a curated record.